Nomia melanderi (Alkali bee) is the source of this 3584-nucleotide messenger RNA. RefSeq names its product CTP synthase (gene Ctps). Lineage: Eukaryota; Metazoa; Arthropoda; Insecta; Hymenoptera; Halictidae. Gene Ontology annotation, biological process: CTP biosynthetic process; pyrimidine nucleobase biosynthetic process. The record is from RefSeq and is a predicted model, not a curated record. Gene Ontology annotation, cellular component: cytoophidium; cytoplasm. Gene Ontology annotation, molecular function: identical protein binding; CTP synthase activity.
ACGAGAAACAACCAGGGUGGCGCUGUCUCGAUCCCUUUUAGCGGGGAAGCUUUCUUUAAGCACGUUCUUAUUAGGCUCGAUCGACAGCCAAGAAAAUUAAGAAACUGUUGAACAGCAUCUGUAUAAGAAAAUAGUGUUAAGCAUUUCACACGUUGUAAAGUGAAAUAUGAAAUACAUAUUAGUAACCGGUGGUGUGAUUAGUGGCGUUGGCAAAGGUGUUAUUGCCAGUUCGUUUGGGACAUUACUUAAACAUUGCGGCAUUCGUGUGACGUCUAUCAAAAUUGAUCCUUACAUAAAUAUAGACGCUGGUACAUUUUCUCCAUAUGAACAUGGUGAAGUGUAUGUCCUGGACGAUGGAGGAGAAGUUGAUUUAGAUUUAGGAAACUAUGAACGUUUCUUGGACAUUACUUUGCACAGAGACAACAAUAUAACUACUGGAAAGAUCUAUCAGCAUGUGAUUUCAAAAGAGAGACAGGGUGAUUACCUGGGAAAAACUGUACAAGUGAUACCUCAUAUAACAAAUGCUGUCCAAGAAUGGGUUGAAAGAGUAGCAAAUCAGUCUGUAUCCCAAGAUGGUGAUAUACCUGAUGUUUGUAUUGUCGAGUUAGGAGGUACAAUAGGAGACAUUGAAGGAAUGCCUUUUGUUGAAGCUUUCAGGCAGUUCCAAUUUAGAGUGAAGAAAGAGAAUUUUUGUUGUGCACAUGUGUCUUUAGUGCCACAACCACGGACUACAGGAGAACCAAAAACAAAACCAACGCAGUCCAGUGUAAGAGAAUUACGUGGAUUGGGUCUGUCUCCUGAUCUUAUAGUUUGUAGAUCCGAGAAACCUAUAGGUGAUUCGGUGAAAGAGAAAAUUUCAAAUUUCUGUCACGUUGCUCCAGAACAAGUUAUAACUAUACACGAUUUAUCAUCUAUAUACCGUGUACCAUUGUUGCUGGAAUCUCAAGGUGUUAUUGAAUUUUUGAAUGACAGACUACAGUUAAAUAUUGGUGUACCACGUCCGCGCUGUUUCAUGCGUACAUGGAGGGAAUUGGCUGAUCGAGUCGAUCAUUUGCGAAAGGAAGUAAAUAUUGCAUUGGUGGGGAAGUACACCAAAUUAGAAGACUCUUAUACUUCUGUUACGAAAGCGUUGCAACACGCGUGCAUUCAAGUUGGCUAUAAACUCAACUUAACAUAUAUAGAAGCUGAUAAUUUAGAACAAAAGAAAAAGUUAGCUGACCCUGUACUCUAUUAUGAAGCUUGGCAACAACUUUGCAAAAGCAAUGGUAUCAUAGUGCCAGGAGGCUUCGGUAAAAGAGGAAUGUUAGGAAAGAUGGAGGCAUGUAAAUGGUGUAGAGUAAAUGAUAAGCCAUUCCUUGGUAUUUGCCUGGGCUUACAAGUGGCUGUUAUUGAAUUUGCUAGAAAUGUUUUGAAUUUACCGACUGCGAAUAGUACGGAAAUUGAUCCAGAUACACCUCAACCUGUUGUUAUUGAUAUGCCAGAAUAUAAUCCAGGUCAAAUGGGAGGAACCAUGAGAGUUGGAAAAAGAAUUACUCAAUUCACGGAACGUAAUUCUAUCAUAAAGCAACUGUAUGGGAAUAAAGAUUAUAUAGAGGAGAGGCACAGGCAUAGGUAUGAAAUUAAUCCAGCGUGUAUCAAGAGCCUGGAAGAAGCUGGACUACAUUUCGUAGGACACGAUGUAAACAAUGAACGUAUGGAAAUAGCAGAGUUGGAAGGGCACACUUAUUACGUGGCCACACAGUUUCAUCCAGAAUACUUGUCUAGGCCUUUAAAGCCUUCACCUCCAUUCUUAGGAUUAAUUUUAGCAAGCAUCGGUAAAUUAAAGCACUACUUAGCCAGAGGUUGCAGACUUUCACCAAAUCAAAUUAGCGAUACCGAGUCAGACAAUGAAUAUAUGAUCGAUCCAACAACAAUACAACAACAUCUAAUCAGCGAUGCUAGUAGGAGUGGUAGUACUACAUCCAGUACUAAUGAUUAAGUCUCUUAAUCUAAGUUGGCAGGAAAAAUAUUUUUAAUGACAAAAUACUAUUCCUACGUACAUAUAUAUCAGAUUAAUUAAAGUUUGUUAGAAAAAAGCGUAGGAAACAUAUUGGUGUACGGUAUCAAAACUACAAUAUACUACGAAUUUUUACUGUAUUAGUAUACUGUGUACAAGUAUACUGAAAGAUAGAAGCAAAGCAGAUCAGGUAACAAUGAGAACUUCCACGGCACAGUUUUAUACCGGUCUAUUUAAAUAUUCAAAUGUCUCGAAUUUUUAUUAGACAUGUAGCGAGUUCUACUUUUAUAGAAAUAAAAAGUAGUGACGAAUGGUUCGACGAAUACAUGUGCAACAAUUGUAUUUCAAUGAUGAUUAUUUUGUUUCUGUUUGUAACGGGACACCGUUAUUUAUAUGUUGAAUUUUAUUCAUUGAAUACGAAUUACGUGUUUGUCUUGUAAUUACUGUAUGUUCUUUAUAAUAUUUUCAAAUAUACAUACACUUUAUAGUUUCAGUAAAAAAAUUGUUAUUCUAUAUACAUACGCAUUUUUCAUUGUAUCGGUUAGUACAUUUUAAACAAUAUCUCGCGAUUAGAUCUAAAAGUUUUUACAUUUUAAGUCGAAAUAUAUGUUACUUUUAUGUUUUUGAAAACCAUGCUUUUCUGUCGUUUUUAGCAUUUUUCUAAUUUAUAAUAAAAUAUAAGAUUAAUGUAUCUUUCGAUGCAUUUAUAGUAAUUUAAGUUGUUAUUAUUAUGAUAUAAUCGUAUCGAUUUUUUUCUUUAUUGAGCAGCACAUGCGUUCUGCCGAGUACAGUAUAUAAAGUAUACACUAGCUUAUUACAAUAAAACUUCUUCGUAUAAAAAUGAUAUAUAUGCAUAUACGUGUGUGUAUAUAAUAUAUACAUACAUUCUUAUUGUUACACGCACAAUAAACAAUUGGUCAUGUUAGAUUAAAGUUAAAUUACAGUAGCGAACUCGGAUCAUUACAAAUCAAAGAAAAUAAAAUAUCUGUAACGUGUAUAAUAAAACAAACAAAUAAAUAUAAAAAAAGAAAAAUAAUUAAAAUGCACUUUGGACGGUAAGCAUUACAAAUAAUACUGAAAACAUUUUUCGUAAAAAGAAAAGCUAAAUAUUUUACAUGUAACGAAAAACUAUUGAUAAUAUUAUUGACUUCUAUAUGUACAAAUUUUUAUUUCGCUGAAAAAAUCUAUUGAAAGUUUGAACAUGAAAAAUAGACACUCGUAUUUCACGAAAAUAUGUUAUCAGAUUGAUUAGUUACUAAUAAUUUGACAAUGAAUAGUAAUUAUAAUAAAGGUACUUGACACGCUAAGGUAAAAAAGAAAUAACUAAUCUCUCUUCGUACGGGGAUAAACGUAAAGUUCAUGAAUAUCUAACAUACAUCGGCCCCGAUGUUCAAUGGAAAUUACAAAAGUACAUACAAUAAUAAAUACUUACGCACCUCACAGUCUAAGGUAACAAUAAUUUGAAAUUACAAAUGAAUCGUACUACUUAGCGUUCCGUUAUUUACUACUAGCGAUGCGUUACUUUAACCUACGAGUAAUGAAGUAAACUUAGUUACCAAAAAUAAUACAAUCGUGUAAUGAGAAGUUU